Patella vulgata (common limpet) is the source of this 4966-nucleotide messenger RNA. RefSeq names its product luciferin 4-monooxygenase-like. The record is from RefSeq and is a predicted model, not a curated record. Gene Ontology annotation, molecular function: CoA-ligase activity. The coding region runs from base 52 to 1611 and encodes 519 amino acids. Lineage: Eukaryota; Metazoa; Mollusca; Gastropoda; Patellidae. The transcript has 10 exons.
CUGGGACAUGUAAUCUUAUGAGAGCAUAACAGUUUAUAAGUGUUGGUUAAAAUGGCGGAAAUACAAGUCCCUAUUGUAUCUCUUACGGAAUAUAUGUUUUCUUGGUUUGAUAAAUUUCCAGAUAAUGUGGCUCUGGUUGAUUUGGAAACAGGGAGAAGUGUGACGUAUAAAGAAUUAAAAUUGCUGAUUAUUAAAGCAUCGAAUGGUUUACAAUCUUUAGGAGUAAAAGAAGGAGAUGUUGUUUGUGUGUAUUCACCAAAUAAGAUUGACUAUGCUGUUGUUUUCUGGGCGCUGAUUUCCUUUGGUGCCAUUAUGCAAGCAACCAAUCCACAAUAUAUGAAAGAUGAGUUGAUAAACCAGUUUAAACAGUGUAAUACACAGUGGGUUAUAACAGUACCCAGUCUCUUAAACACGAUAAAAGCAAGUAGAAUUAAAUCUAUAAAGGAUAUUAUUGUUAUAGGCGGUGAUUCAAACAUUGAUGAUUUUAUUUCAUUGGAGAAAGUUAUCUCCCUUGGUGAAGGCAUGGGUCUGAAGAAGGCGACCUUUAACCCUAAGAAGACUGUAGCGUGUUACGUAUUUUCUAGUGGAACAACUGGUUUGCCUAAAGCUGUUAUGUUAUCGCAUUAUAAUAUAGUCGCUAAUAUGGUACAAAUGAGGGCUAUGAAUUUACAACCGGGUGAUGAUGUCCUAGAAUUUCUACCAUUUUAUCAUAUCUAUGGUUUAAUCGCCAUCUUGUGUUGUGCUACAACAUUUGGUGUUAAGCUAGUUAUCAUGUCCAAAUUUAGACCAAUACCAUACUUUGCAGCUAUUGAAAAAUAUCAGAUCAAACUCAUACAUGUUGUGCCACCGGUAAUGGUGUUAGUAGCUAAAUCACCAGAAGUUAAAAAGUAUGACCUGACGUGUGUUAGAAAGGUCAUGUGUGGAGCUGCCCCUUUAAGUAAAGACAUAGAGUUGAAGGUCAGAGAUAUAUUACAGAUUGACUUCAUAUCUCAAGCCUAUGGAUUGUCCGAGUGUUUAAAUACAAAUAUAAAUACAGAAACACAUCACAAAGAAGGGUCUGUAGGCAGAAAUUUCGCAGGCAUACAGACAAAGAUAAUUGAUACAGAUACUGGUAAAACUCUUGGUGUAAACGAAGAUGGCGAAGUUUAUAUCCGAGGACCGCAAGUUAUGAUGGGAUAUUUGAACGAACCGGAAGCAACAUCGGCCAUGAUUGGACGUGAUGGAUGGGUUAAAACGGGUGAUGUAGGUCAUCUAGACGAAGAUGGUUUUCUGUAUAUAGUUGACAGAUUUAAAGAAUUGAUUAAAUAUAAAGGUCACCAGGUGGCGCCAGCAGAAUUAGAGGCUUUACUACUAAAACACCCCGCUAUUGCUGACGUAGGUGUUAUUGGUGUACCAGAUGACGAGGCUGGAGAACUCCCGAAAGCCUUUGUGGUUCUUAAAAAUCAUUCAAAAGUAACUUCUAGUGAUAUUCAUAACUAUGUCCAAGAAAAUGCAGCAUUUCACAAGAGACUUAGAGGUGGUAUUGAGUUUCUAGAAGAAAUUCCCAAGAGUGCUAGUGGAAAGAUUUUAAGACGUGUUUUAAGGAAUAGAACAAUACGUAGCAAAUUAUGAUUUAAUAAGUUUGUUAAAUUAAAAAUUAAAAUACACAUAAUAUUAUCCUUAUUUGUCCGGGGGCUAGGUGGGUUUUGUUCAACAUCAAAGGUGCGGAAGAUUUGGGAUGCUAGUGGUGUGUGGCUGGGAUAGGAGACCCUAGAACCCCAAUUCUUAAGUUGCACUUUAACAUGGAAGGUGAUUAGUUUAAACAAUAUUUUAUUCAAUAAACUGGAAUGGAUUGAACAACAGGCAAAUGCCUAUAUAAGUUCUCUCCAAACAUAUAAAAUAGUUUAAUCUUAUGUUUACAAUAAACAGUGGUGGACACAUGUAUAGGUAGUGAGUUACAAACAUAUAUACAUUUCUUGGAGUGUAAUGUUUAGAUAUACAUGUAUAUUAUAAUUACAUUUAAGGUUAUAAAAAAAAUAUGAAAAAGAUUACAUAAUGUAGACAUAGAUUUAAUAAUUAAAGCUUCAAAACCGCUUGCUAUCUUUUAUGGAAGGUGAUAGACAGAGUUCAAGAGGAAACUUAGCAUUCCGGGCAUACUGUACCUCUUGUCACUCAUUUUGUAUCAUCAUUGGUCACAUCUUCUGUUCCUAAGUUCAUUAAACACCAUAAUGUAAUACAAUAUCAUUUGGGAUCUAAAUUUUAAUAUUGUAUUCUGAAUUCAUAUUUUAUUUGUAACUCAUUUUGGACAUAUAUUAAGUGACAGAUUAAUUGUAAGAUUUAAUCUAUAUCAGGUGUGGGGUGUUGACAUAGUAUACUCAGCCAAAUUAAAAACUUGACACUCGGGAUUUUGGGGACUAGAUUUUUAAUAUUUGGUUUAAGGCAACUAUUUUAGUGUUAUGUUGACAUCAGCAGAAAGCAAGAAUACGUGUCGCCGAAAGUCCUUUACAUUGAUAACGUUCGUGAUGUCACAGUACCCCCCAAAAUGAAAUUCACAGACUUGGAGAACAAUCGGAAUACAGUGUUUAGUAACGGUUGUGGCCUCCUCUAGCGUCUCGUACUGCCACACAACGUCUUCUCAUGUAUCUCAGAACAUUAGUAAACACUACCCGAGGAAGACGUCGCCACUGCUCAGCAAGAGCAUGUUGAAGGUCCUGCAACGUCAGUGGUGGAUUCACUUGCUGACGAACACGUCGACCCAGUUCGCCUGCGGUACACUCGGACCCUGCCAUCGGCAAAUCUCAAAGUGAAUCGUGAUUCGUCACUAAAGACAUCCGAAUUCCACUGUCUUUGAGUAAAUCUUAUGUGUCUUGUGGCCCACACAAGUCGGUUACGGCGAUGAAGAGGUGUCAAUAUUGGUCCAUUAUAGGGCCUCCGAGCUCGAAGACCAACAGCCUGCAAGCGAUUUCGAACAGUUUGUGCAGUUACCCUUCCACCAAACAUCUCUCUACUUGUGGAGGUUGCAGUGACAAAUCUGUUUCUAAGAUGACGUAAUCAUAUUGCUUGAUCUUCCUGGAGUGACGUCACACAUGUCGCUCCCGCCCUUGGGCGGUCGGCAAUAGUUCCAGUUUGAAGCACUCUCAUUCUAAGAUUUAUUAUUGUCUGGCGUGAACAAUUCAAGGCUCUUGCAACAGUAACCACAGACUGACAAGCAUAGACGUUCUACAUUUGAAAGGCGCGGCAUUUUCUAACAAAGAUGAAAAUAACAAUUUUUAUUUGUUUUUCCAGUUCAAGUUACGUGUGCGUGUUCAGUUUAAGCAAACUUGCAUCGAUUGAAAUUCCUAUAAGGCGGAAUUUGUUUCACCUCAGCGAGGGUCUUGCUCGGAAUUAAGAGCGAAUGUGAUGUAUUGUUUUGUGUUUUGUUUAAAAGAAAAUAUAGAGAUAAAACCACUGUUAAUUUUGAUAGGUUCUUUCCAAAAUAUCUAAUUUAAAAUUCUCAUGUAAAUAUUUUAAAAUAGAUCAUUAUCUAUCAAGUCUGUUCCACUUACUAAUUUGAUUAAAAGUUAAUUGAGUUCACUCCAUGAUAUAAUAAGCAGAUGAUAAAACUUGGGCACGAAUGGCAGUUAAAAUAUUUCUCAUGACACGACAUGUCAUUAAGCACCGUUGGCCAGGCGGUAUGGAAAGGAAAAAGACUAACCGACAAGAAUAAUAGCGGCCAAUAAAUAAACAAAGAAGGUGACGAUACCGAGUAUAGAGUGUUGAAGAAGAUGGUGACGGCUAAAAGCCACAAGCCGCAGUGAGCUUGAGAAUGGAGAAAUUAUCCAUUCACCAUACCUCGACAAAGCAGAGCAUACGAAAUAUAUGCUGACAUGAUGAAGAAUAUAUGCAUACAUGGUGAUGCAUACAUGGUGGAAAAUAUAAUUAUGCCGACAUAAAGAAGAAUAUGCAUCCAUGGUGAUGCAUACAUGGUGGAAAAUAUAAUUAUGCUGACAUAAAGGAGAAUAGGUGCAUACAUGGUGAUGCAUACAUGGUAGAAAAUAUAUGUUUAAAUGGUGGAUUCCCUAAUUUGGAUCGCGUGUGAAUGUGAUUAUGUUCGUGUAUUUCAUUUAUCAUUUAUAUGACAUUCAUUUGUGUGACGAUUUUUCCGCGUACUGUGUUCCCACGUCGAUGUGCCUUUAUUCAUAGAAUAUACUGAUCUAGGACUUACACAUACUGUGACCAGUGACUCUUAUACAUUUGUGAAUUUUUUAGUUUCGAUGUUGUGCUUCUUGUAUAUAACUUUUGCGACACUAUAUUUACCACGGCGUUACUCCGUAGACUACUGAACAUUUUUUUACCAUUGACAAUAUCUGCUUUUGGAUACUUCAAUUAUUGUAUUGUGCUUUAAUCUUUUAUUGUUUUAAAAUCGUUUCAUAUAUUAUUUUAUAUAUUCCACUAUUUUAAAAUUGUGGUUCAGGGAGGAAUGUAAUACAAUAUCAUUUGGGAUCUAAAUUUUAAUAUUGUAUUCUGAAUUCAUAUUUUAUUUGUAACUCAUUUUGGACAUAUAUUAAGUGACAGAUUAAUUGUAAGAUUUAAUCUAUAUCAGGUGUGGGGUGUUGACAUAGUAUUAUGUAAGAUGUAAUGGGUUUGUCAAACAUGUAUACUCGGAGUGUCUAUAUGAUAUAAGAUUUAGGCUUAUCACGUAUUGACACCUUUUGUCUUGAGCUAAGAUGUGUGAAUCUUAAUAAUUACUUUUCAUUGUUCUGAUUACUAAUGGUAUUAACUGUGGCGUGCCUUAACCGAUAUAAAAAGCCUAGUUUACAAGCAGGUCGAAAAAGUACAGAGGAGGGACAAGAGAGGCCCGUAGAGGCUGAGAGGCCUCCCGGACCUCGGGAGAGGGUCUGCCCUCGACACCGGGCAGAGUGGUCCUGUGAGGCCGAGGAGAAGCAGCUAUAGCUAGACGAUACGUUAACGUACCCAACCAAAUGAUGUUCAUAUGUACCUGUAAAUA